CUAAAAUGAAUUUGAUAAAUUUAAAAAUAGUAAAGGCAGGAUUAAUAGGAAUGAUUGGCUCAAGCUAUAUAGCCUAAUAAUAAUAAAAUCGAUUAAAAUGUGCUGCCCCAUAUUUUUCAUUUAUUUCUCAUACAGAAUUAUAACAAUUUCGUCUAAGGUUUCCCAGUCUGUAUGUGUUAGAUAAAUUUCAAGUAGAACAUAUACUGAGUGUGAUUCGUAACAAAACUACAUAAACAAAAGUAGAGAAAUUAAUAAAUUUAAGGAUUUUCGAUUAUAUUCAGAUCGAUUGAUUAGAUUACUAUUAGAGAAAGCAGUAUCAGAGCAUAUAAAAAAAAUGUCACCUUAGGAAGGCUAAUAAAGUCAAUAAUAAUAAGCAUAAGUGAUAAGCUUUGAAUAGAAAUAAUUUUGUGUAGUAGUGAUGAUAAGAUCUGGAAAUGCAUUUUUAGGUGAAGCUCUGAAAGUACUUCCAGGAACAUCAGUAGGGUUUAUAUUGGUUUAGGAGCAUCCAUAGACAAAAGAUCCAUAGUUAAUUUACUGUAAAUUACCAGAAGAUGUAGAUUAAAAAUAGGUAUAGAUAAAUUAACUAAAUAAGGUAAUUCUUACAGAUGCAAUGAUAACGACUGGAGGUAGAAUAACAACAGCUAUAAAGGCAUUGUUAUCUCAUGGAGUUACUUAAGAUAAUAUAACAGCAGUGAAUAUAGUUUCAUGUGAAAAAGGUCUUUCAAGAGUGCUUCAUCAAUUUCCAAAGGUAAAAAUAAUAACGGCAGGAGUUGAUCAUGCUUUAAAUACAAUUUAGGAUUUACGAUUUCCAGGAGUUGGAGAUUUUGGAGACAGAUAUUUUGGAACUGUAGAUCAAUAUUGA
Molecule: messenger RNA, 862 nt
Organism: Paramecium sonneborni
Lineage: Eukaryota; Ciliophora; Oligohymenophorea; Peniculida; Parameciidae
Source: the annotation of a GenBank genome assembly